Rotaria sp. Silwood2 is the source of this 366-nucleotide messenger RNA. NCBI's taxonomy places the organism in Eukaryota, Metazoa, Rotifera, Eurotatoria, Philodinida, Philodinidae. The record is from the annotation of a GenBank genome assembly.
AUGGCAGCAAGUGCUGAAAUUGGACAAAUUCUAACAAAACAUUAUCAAGAUGGUAAAACAAUCGCUGCCAUUUCUGCUGGACCACGAGCGUUAUUAUCACAUAAAAUUGGUGUUGAUCAUAAACAUACUAUAAUAUGUUAUCCAACUGUACGGAAGGAAUUUACUGAUGGUGAACCAUAUAAAUUAGAUACACCUGAUCAUGCCGUUUGUCAUAGCAAGCAUAUGAUAAAAGGUGCUGUAGAAAACGAAUAUCAUUUGGUUACAACUCAGGAUCCUACUAGAUCGAUGGUUUUUGCGUUGAAACUUAUUGAACUUCUGAAAGACAAAGAUGAAGCAACGAAAGUUAAAGAUGGAUUACUUGCUUAA